Bacillus rossius redtenbacheri is the source of this 1533-nucleotide messenger RNA. It is a transcript of the gene Tpi, whose product is annotated as triosephosphate isomerase. Gene Ontology annotation, biological process: glycolytic process; glyceraldehyde-3-phosphate biosynthetic process; glycerol catabolic process. The transcript is spliced from 5 exons. Gene Ontology annotation, molecular function: triose-phosphate isomerase activity. NCBI's taxonomy places the organism in Eukaryota, Metazoa, Arthropoda, Insecta, Phasmatodea, Bacillidae. Bases 571 to 1317 code for a protein of 248 amino acids. The record is from RefSeq and is a predicted model, not a curated record. Gene Ontology annotation, cellular component: cytosol.
GGCCGUGGGUGUGUUAAAUGAAGCUUAUUUAGUUAGCUGCCGUCUUUUCAUUUAUGAAUGUUUUGUAAUAACAUUUUUACCCUUAUAAUUUUAAACUAUACCAUGUUUAUUUGUUGAAGCGCUUGAUAAAAACAUACAGUAAUAUUUUCUAAAACUUUCGAACUCUGUAACAUUUUGUUAACAGUUUCGUAGAAAAACAUUUUUACCCUUAUAAUUUUAAACUAUACCAUGUUUAUGUGUUGAAGCGCUUGAUAAAAACAUACAGUAAUAUUUUCUAAAACUUUCGAACUAUGUAACAUUUUGUUAACAGUUUCAUAGAAAAAAAUUAUCGCAAACCAUUAUCGUUUUCAGAGAUUCGCUGUAAUCAAAAUCGCUAGUAUUGCGAAAAGCCCAAAGAACUUGUGAUGAAUGUAACUAUAUGUCUAUGCCAUGGGAAUAUUGGAUCGUCUUUUGUUGAAGUUUUGUCCUUCAGAAGGUCACGGAAGUUAUUGUACCGGGAUUGGCAACUAAAAUUCUUGAAGCGAUUCGUAUAAUUAAUUUUAAAACAAAAUUUCAAGUGUCAUAUAAAAGAUGGGGAGAAAAUUUUGGGUUGGUGGAAACUGGAAAAUGAACGGAGUGAAGAAGGAAAUAGACGGAAUAAUUAAUUUCUUGCAGGCGGGGCCCAUAUCACCUGAUGUAGAGGUUGUCGUUGGUGUUCCUGCACUAUACUUAGAGUAUGUCAAGAAUAAACUUCCAUGUUCUGUAGCAGCAUCAGCUCAGAAUGCUUACAAAGUUCCUAAGGGAGCUUUCACGGGUGAGAUCAGCCCAGCAAUGAUCCAAGAUAUAGGAGUCUGUUGGGUCAUUCUGGGUCACUCUGAGCGCCGGAACGUGUUUGGAGAAUGCGACGAGCUGGUAGCGGAGAAGGUGGCCCACGCGCUGGAGUCGGGCCUGUGCGUCGUCGCGUGCAUCGGCGAGAAGCUGGAGGAGCGCGAGGCGGGCCAGACGGAGGCCGUCGUCUUCCGGCAGAUGGAGGCCAUCGCCUGCAAGAUCUGCGACUGGACCAACGUGGUGGUGGCGUACGAGCCCGUGUGGGCCAUCGGGACGGGCAAGACCGCUACCCCCCAGCAGGCCCAGGACGUACACAGGAAGCUGCGUGAGUGGCUGUGCACGAACGUGUCGGAGUGUGUGGCGGAGACCACCCGGAUCGUGUACGGUGGCUCGGUGACGGCUGCGAACUGCAAAGAGCUUGCCCAGGAGGAAGACAUUGAUGGAUUCCUCGUCGGCGGAGCCUCUCUGAAGCCAGAGUUCAUUCAGAUCAUCAAUGCCAAAGCAUGUUAACUGAGAGACUAUGUAAAUAUCUGCAGAAUUGGUAGAGCCCUCUAAGUUCAGAUUUAAAUAAGAGAUUCCAGGUUUAUUUAAAUAUAAAUUAUUAAAAUGUAACACAUGCUGCAAGUAUGUGUAAUUAAAAGAAAAAUAUAUUUUCCCGUUAAUGACUGGCUAGAUGUCGUUCAUGAGAGAAUAAAAUUAAUGUGGUCUUGCUAUAAUGCCACAAAA